AUGGCGUCUCUACGGAGGAAGAGGGUCUCCGUAGUCUCUCUUUCGGAGAGAAUGAAAGUUCCACCGAACAAACCAUCAGCAUGGUUUGGAUAUAGACAUGGUCAGGUGGGACUCAUGGGCUUAGGAUUCUUCUGUUGUUAUGCUAUCCGGGUAACGACGUCAGUAACCUUGGAGGCGAUGACCAAUGCAGCCAGUGCCAAUCCUAAUUUCGAGGAGUUCCACUGGGAGGAAUCGGUGAAGCACAUAAUCCUCAGCUCUUUCUUCUGGGGCUAUACCAUCACGCAAAUACCUGCCAGCAUUCUCACUCAGAGAUGGACUGCUCAGGGUUUGUUUUCGAUGACCCUAGUCAUCUCCGGAUUGCUGACUGUCGCCACUCCUAUGGCCGCUCAUUAUGGCGGCUGGCAGAUGGUGAUCGCCUGCAGGGUAAUGUGCGGUCUUGUCCAGGGUGCCGUUCUACCAUGUCUGCACACUUUGCUGUCUAGAUGGUCGCCGCCUGAAGAGCGUGGUAGACUCUCAACGUUCGUUUAUUCUGGCGGCUGGAUCGGCAACGUAAUAUGUUUAUUAAGUACCGGCUUCCUCGCGGCAUCGUCCAUCGGCUGGCCUAGCUGUUUUUAUAUUUGGGGAAGUCUUGGCGUUCUCAGCGGCAUCUGUUUCUAUCUGCUCGGGCAGGAUUCACCCUCCGAACAUCCCAGAAUAUCUCUCGAUGAAAAGGAAUACAUUGAGACGAGUCUGGGAAUAACCGAAAUCAACGAGAAACCCUCCACUCCGUGGAAGUCCAUAUUAGGGAGCUUGCCGGUCUGGGCAUUAUUGAUAGCACAAUGCGGACAAUCCUGGGGCUUCUGGAUGCUGCUGACGGAAAUCCCAUCCUACAUGAGUUCAAUUAUGCGUUUUGAUAUCAAGAAGAAUGGUAUGAUGACGGCGUUGCCCUACUUAUCGGCGUGGCUCAUCAGCUUUCCGAUCAGUCAUAUAUCCGAUCUGUGCAUCAGAAAAAGAAUCGUGACAACGAAGAUGUCCCGAAAAAUUUGCAAUACAAUUGGUCAUUGGGUGCCAGCAGCCGCGCUGAUCGGGUUGGGUUACGUAGGACAGGACCAGCCGGAAUUGGCUGUGGGUAUCCUCGUCAUCGCUGUGUCGUGCAACAUCGCUGCUUUUUGCGGCCAUAACAUUAAUCACAUGGACCUCAGUCCGAACUUCGCUGGCCCGCUCAUGGGAUUUACAAAUACUAUUGCAUCUGCCUGUGGCAUCCUCGCACCGCUGAUCGCCGGAGUGAUCAUCAAAGAUUCGACCAACAUAUUGCAAUGGCGAAGCGUAUUCUUUCUGUCGGCCGCAAUAUACACGGUAGGCAAUCUAAUCUUCAUCCUAUUCGGCACCAGCGAGGUGCAAAAGUGGAAUGACCCAAUUGAAAGCAAGGAUAGUGUUGUGCGAAAAGUAUCGACAGCGCCGGUGAUCAUCACGACAAUACAGGAAAAGGAAGACGAGAGAAUUCCAUGA
Messenger RNA from Atta colombica, 1488 nucleotides. RefSeq names its product putative inorganic phosphate cotransporter. Gene Ontology annotation, molecular function: transmembrane transporter activity. The record is from RefSeq and is a predicted model, not a curated record. Gene Ontology annotation, biological process: transmembrane transport; monoatomic anion transport. Bases 1 to 1488 code for a protein of 495 amino acids. The transcript has 7 exons. Gene Ontology annotation, cellular component: plasma membrane. NCBI's taxonomy places the organism in Eukaryota, Metazoa, Arthropoda, Insecta, Hymenoptera, Formicidae.